Boeremia exigua is the source of this 1748-nucleotide messenger RNA. RefSeq lists its product as uncharacterized. The transcript has 3 exons. NCBI's taxonomy places the organism in Eukaryota, Fungi, Ascomycota, Dothideomycetes, Pleosporales, Didymellaceae. Gene Ontology annotation, cellular component: nucleus; Rpd3L-Expanded complex; Rpd3L complex. Gene Ontology annotation, biological process: regulation of DNA-templated transcription. Bases 273 to 1481 code for a protein of 402 amino acids. The record is from RefSeq and is a predicted model, not a curated record.
GGAACACUGACACGCCACAUUCAGCAGUUGUCAAGUAACGACUGCCACUUCGUAGAAAAAAGUUGGGUUGGGAGGGUCCAAAAAAUUUAAUUGGUAGUUGCGUAGAAUACUCAUUAGCAGUACGCGUCACAGCUCGCACUUUCACCACGCGAGAGGACAUCAUCAACAACCGUCGCCUUCCAUCGCCCUAGCAGAGCGAACACUUUUAAAACGAUUGUUCUACGUGCGUACCUUGCAAAGAACUUCACUGCGCUUUGAAGUCACGACUAUCGAUGGCUAUCGCAGAGGACGCAGCGACUGUCCUGGAGCAGUUCAUUCAUGACGUUGCCAAUCUACCGGCAGAGAUAACGCAUCUCUACGAGGAGGUGCAGGCCAAAGAUGCGCAAAUCCACGAACUGCGUGCAGCGAUUCAGCAGCGCGACAACAGUCUUCAGAAAUUCAUCAAAUUGAACGGCAGUCUCGUUGUAAAUCCUAAAGAGGAGCCGUAUAAUAAGGUUGUCAUUCAAAACUACGAACGAGCACAGAUUCUGCAAGAAGAGAAGAUUGGACUCGUGGAGAAAGCAGCCGCACUUCUCGAUCGAUAUGUAAAGCGACUAGACAUCAAAUUGCGAGAUCUUCAAAGCGAUGGAUCCAUACCUGCAGAUCCACAGAUACCUUCUCUACUCAGGGACUCACCUGGAAAUCUAGUACCCCCUCUAUCAUCGUCAAAUACUGGAGCUAGCACCCCGUUACAUCCAGUGUCUGGCAACCAGGGUGGAGGUGCCCCCAAUCUUGCGCAGGCCGCCGCAAUUGCACGCAUCACGAAUGCUACCAAUGUUAAUUCGAGAACAGCGCCGGCGCAGAACAUGCAGACACAAGCCUUAUUGAACCAGCAAAGAUUGACCAAUGCACAAAGCGCGAUCCAGGCUAGUGCACGAUCUGAGCGAGAGCUGUCGGCUGGGAGUGAUAGCAAGCGACGCCGCCCGACUGGCAACAUUGGGCCUCUUCCAGCAGCAGCGUCAUCUCUAGGUCGACAAGGCUCAGUUGGACCGGGCACUCCAAAGCCAUCGACGCCGGGUUCACGUGCUGGCAGCGUGGGACCAAGACACGCGCUCACGGUCAAGAAGGCCAAGCCUCAGCAGCCGUUGCGCAAAGCAGCUCUGACCGCCAAAUCCGGGGUAAGCAAGAAGCGGCGCAAAGGUGGAUCGAGAGCGUCGCCCUCGACAACAGCCGAGGACGAGAGUGUAGCAAGUGAUGCCGGCACAGAGGACGAAGAGAUGUCUGGUGUGGCAGGGGAGGGAGACGAGGAGGAGUCUGACGAUACCAAGUACUGCUUCUGCCAGCGCGUUAGUUUUGGCGACAUGGUGGCUUGCGACAACGACAACUGCCAGUACCAGUGGUUCCACUGGGAGUGUGUGGGGAUCAAGGAGGAGCCGGUGGGCGAUUGGCUGUGUCCGGAAUGCAAGAAGCAGCCGGCGCAGAAGAUCAAGCGCGUGCGGUGAAGCUGCGGUGAGCGGCCGCGGCGCUGGGGACGGCAAGCGUUACUGUGUUCUAUACCCUGAUGAAAUUGAGUGUCUUCGCAUGCCUGGGCCGCGAAAUGAUGUCGUCUCCACUAUGAGCUGCAAGGAUCGCCGCCUGCGCCUGUUGCGGACACGGCAGCAGUCUCGAUCGCGAGCUCGUCCCUUGACAAGGGUGCGCUCCCGCAGCUCGUAAGGGACGCCGUUGCCCGUCUGGCCGCAGCCAGCAGGAGGCACUCACAGCACUCUGGC